Molecule: messenger RNA, 1023 nt
Organism: Hirsutella rhossiliensis
Lineage: Eukaryota; Fungi; Ascomycota; Sordariomycetes; Hypocreales; Ophiocordycipitaceae
Product: ubiquitin conjugating enzyme
Exons: 3
Coding region: 1-1023 (340 amino acids)
Source: RefSeq, a predicted model, not a curated record
AUGGCCAUUUCACUCAUCAGACGAGCCAUCCUGGCCCACGGGGAUGGCUUGCCCGACUACAAACUGCCCGACUGGGCCUGGGUCGUCAUGUUGCUCGACCUCAUCGUCCUGCUCCCCGUCACCGUCAUCCUCGACUACACCUUCAAGGCCGUCUAUCCCGUCUUCGCCAUGAUCGAGGACGAGAAUCCCCCCGCCUACCAGCCCGUAUCCCUGCGCGACGCCCUCGACGACGAGACGGUCCGUCCCGGCUCCAAGCUCGCCGAGCUCGAGACGCGCACCGUCACCUCGUCUUUUCGCGCCAUCAACCGCCUCCUCAUGGCCAACGGCGGUGUCAUGGCCAACUUUCGCGGCUUCACCUGCGCCCUGGCCCAGUCCUUCAUGACCUCGAUCCUCAUGGUCGUCUUCACCGCAUCCUUUGGUGGCGUCUUUGCCCCCGCCGCCACUCUGCUCGCCUCGCUCGCCCUCGUCCAGUUCAGCACCGCUUGGGUCCACAUCGUCAUCUCGCGUCCGUCGCCGCUGCCCUUCUGGCAACGCCUGCCUGCCUUCAAGCACACUUUUGAUGCCACCUGGAGGGCCGUUACCAUGUACUGCGUCGCAGGCAUUUCUCUCCCCGAGCUCCAAGUCGCCGGUGGACAAGGCGCUGAUUUGCGCAAUCUCGACGCCGCCUUCUUCGCCAAGGCUCUCUUCAUCUUCCUCGUCGCCCUCGUCUUCUCCAUCUUCCUCGUCAUCCCCGCCAACGUCAUCCUCGUCCGCAUCCAGGCUUCGCUGCUCCCCCCGGACGAGGACACCAUCAUCCCCUUCGACCGGUCUUUUGAGGGCAGGGCCGAGCCUGCCGUUGUGGGCGGUCGCGGUUUUGUCACCAUUUCCGAUGCCUGGGCCACGUUUAGCAAAACUGCUUGGCGCCGCCUCCUCACUCUCUACGUCAAGAUCUUCCUUGUCACCAUUGCCGGCAUAGCUCUCAUGGCCGCCCUGAUAUUGCCCGAGAUCAUUGUGAUUGCGAGCCGGUCUGUCCGUGUCGACUGA